AUGGCGGCACGACGUCUAAUAAAUUGUUUUACUUCGUUUGUAACGCGUGCGCUCGCGCACACACACACCCACACAAUAGCCACAGCGGCGCAGGCCAGUGCGCAAGAGAACACCUGUCUUACAGAGAGGCAAACGGCACGUAUUUUCAGGGCCACUGAGCUGCGCGUCUUGACGAUGAACGACGACGACGACAACGACGACGAUGCGAGACGCCUGCAGGCGUAUCAGUCCGAGCGCGCGGGGUGCGGUCGUGCGCCCAGCCGAAUGGCACUUCAAACGGAAGUGCCGCCGCUGCCGCCGACCCGGCCGUUGUUGCGCAAAAAAAUUAAUUUCGCGCCCACCUACAGUGGCGCGACCGCCUUUCAACACCAAUGCAAUCAACAUGGACGUUUCACUGCCCCAGACGGUCAGGGAUUGGUCUACACUGGGGCGUCGACCAUGGUGGAUCAGGCGGUAACCCAGUCACCGCCUAAUGAUGUCAGGAAGCUGGAUCCCUUCAACCGUGGUUCAAAGGAUACUUCUCGAUCGUCGCCGUCUAACAGCUCGGAAGGUGGUGUAGCUGCACACCAGCUACCGCUACUGUCAGUUCAAGGCGCCGAAGAGCAAAAUAUGCAUGAAAAAUAUGAAAUGUCCACAACGCCCAACGCAGGCACACAAUCAUCGACUCCCCAUGUUCCCGGCCUCUUUAGCAUUCGUCGAGCAGUCGGUCUUUCGCGCACUAACCUUCCAUUCCCAGCUAGGAAACGCCUGUUCAGUUGGCUAGUCGAGCAUCUUCGUGAACCGUAUCCUUCUGAGGAGGAGAAAAUGAUGCUUGCAAUGGAGACUGGACUAUCGCGGACCACUGUCAACAACUGGUUUAUUAACGCCCGUCGGCGUUACGUGAAACCCCUGAUGCAAGGACGACUGGUUCUGCAGUCCGGAGUCUUUAAGACGGUGUCUGGCGAAAGUGCAACUAACAAGUCGUCGAGUUCACCACCUCACCCACCAGCUUCUUCCACCUCCGCCUCCUUCCAGAGCACCGACAACGGUGGUGGACAGUUCGCCUCACAGCACCAAUUCUCGUCGGCGUCAAGAAUGAACCUCCACCAAGAAGGCAUCUUCUCCCCGCCACAGCAUCUAGGUGGAGUCACCAACAGUACCGCCUUGUCGGCAAUGGCUGCCGCAGCAGUCGCCUUUGCUGGAGGUCCGCGUUCUUUUGUCGAGAACGGAGGGGAUGUCAAGCAUAGUAACCCUCGACCUACUCACUUGCCCUGGCAAACAGUCCAAGGCAUCGAUCUCGGUAGCUCAAAGCGCUGUCGAAGAACCUCCGAUCUUUCCACCUCGGUUGAUGCAGCAUCGCGGUACGCACAAAAGUCCACAGUCCACGAAAAGCCGCCAAUUAAAGGAGAAGUAUCCUGUGAAUAG
Mesocestoides corti is the source of this 1404-nucleotide messenger RNA. The record is from the annotation of a GenBank genome assembly. Lineage: Eukaryota; Metazoa; Platyhelminthes; Cestoda; Cyclophyllidea; Mesocestoididae.